Erpetoichthys calabaricus (reedfish) is the source of this 2156-nucleotide messenger RNA. Its product is annotated as 5'-AMP-activated protein kinase subunit gamma-1-like. Lineage: Eukaryota; Metazoa; Chordata; Cladistia; Polypteriformes; Polypteridae. The coding region runs from base 239 to 1183 and encodes 314 amino acids. The record is from RefSeq and is a predicted model, not a curated record. The transcript has 12 exons.
AGAAGCGGGCUUCUUCCUCCGCCGCAGUAGGCUGCUUGGUGACGGGUGGGCAGCUUAAGUUUGUUGGGCAGAAAAAUACAAACGACAUCCGGAACAAGUUGGAGUCGGCGAAGCAAGUGGCGAUUAUAACGAAGGGGUGAACCAUUAUCUCCGUCUUCAUCUUUUUGCUCCAUCACGCUUGUCUUCGUUUGCGGGACUGCGGAGGGCUCAUACAGCCCGGCACACCACUAGAGCAACGAUGGAGUCAGAGGCUAAGGAAGCGCGCGUGUACUCGCGCUUCAUGAAGGCGCAUCGCUGCUACGACCUGGUGCCCACCAGCUCCAAGCUCGUCGUCUUCGACACGUCCCUGCAGGUCAAGAAAGCCUUCUUCGCGCUCGUGUCGAACGGCGUGCGGGCUGCGCCGCUAUGGGAUAGCAAGAAGCAGAGCUUCGUGGGUAUGCUGACGAUCACGGAUUUCAUCAACAUCCUGCACCGUUACUACAAAUCCCCGCUGGUUCAGAUCUAUGAACUAGAGGAGCACAAGAUUGAAACCUGGAGAGAGCUGUACCUACAAGACUCCUCCAAGCCUCUUGUCAGCAUCUCGCCUAACGCAAGCCUCUACGAUGCAGUGUCGUCCCUAAUUAAGAACAAGAUUCAUCGCUUGCCUGUAAUCGACCCUCUGACGGGGAACACCCUGUACAUCCUCACGCACAAGCGCAUCCUGAAGUUUCUCAAACUCUUUAUCUCCGAGAUGCCUAAGCCAGAGUUUAUGAAGAAGACACUCGAAGAGCUGAACAUUGGCACCUUUGACAAGAUUGCGGUGGUGAAUGCUAAAACCCCCCUUUACACAGCACUGGGUAUCUUUGUGGAACAACGUGUGUCGGCUCUCCCCGUUUUAGACGAGUCUGGGCGAGUGGUGGAUAUUUACUCUAAAUUUGAUGUCAUUAAUUUGGCCGCAGAGAAGACCUACAACAACCUGGAUAUAACGGUGACUAAAGCUCUUCAGCAUCGCUCGCAGUACUUUGAAGGUGUCCUCAAGUGUUACCGCCAUGAAACGUUGGAAACUAUCAUUGGCCGCCUUGUAGAGGCAGAGGUGCACAGGCUGGUGGUGGUUGAUGAACACGAAGUUGUUAAGGGUAUCGUCUCUCUGUCGGACAUCCUUCAAGCCCUUGUACUCACAGCUGGAGGAGAGAAGAGUGACUGAGGCAUCGCGCUUUGCUGCCUUGUAGGAUAAAUCAGGAUGCCUUUGACUUGUGGACACUGCAUCCUGUCUGCCUGUCCUGCUGCUAGAGCUGCAGAAACAUCUCAAAACCCAUCAUAACUUGGAUUUUUCAAAUGACAUUUUGUUGAAAGGAAACCAUUUGCCCCUCUUUUGAGUCCUGACAUUCUCAUGUUAGCAUGCAGCUCCAUUGGCAGAACAGGAUUAUUAGGCACAUUCACUGUUUUCAGUGUCAGGUUGGCACUUUGAAGGGGUGCCUGGUUUGGAAACCAAGGUAUAAAGAGCAGACCAAUCCACCUGUUUGGCAAGACUUGGGCAUGUUGGACUUUCUUCAGAUAUGAUUUUGACCUGUUGAGCCUGCAAGUGCUUGCUCUUCAAGUUCUGAUGUGGACUGCCCUGGCUGCUUCUCUCGACUGUGAGCCUUUCUGAGGCCGUGCUUGUUUUCCUAAAGUGUUAAACCAAAGUCGUUGACCCCCCCCUCUAAAGCCACCGUGCUUUCAUAAUUGGCUAACCCUUUUCCUGUUUAAGUAAAUUUUGGAAUGCCCGGCCCUGCAAUGAUUCAGGCACCAUUCAAAGCUCACAGGUCCCAAAUGCUAAACUGAUGCCAGCCUGCUGCAUGGUUUGCUUUGUUUUUUUUGAGCUGGUAAAUGGCUGGAGUGGUGUGCAUACAGUAUGUCUCAUGAAGACAGCCCGCUUGGGCAGUGAUUGAUGGUAAAGGCGUUGGUGCUAGAAAAAGCACAAGUGCCAUUCGGGCAGGUGCGCCCGAGUGAAUGCGUCCAUCAAAGGGCUAUAGGUGUGUGCCGUGGAGUUCUGACUGACUGGCACGGUAGUUUUGCUAUAUUUACAUCUGCUGAAUUAAAGGCACAUUGCAGCUGAGCUGCGUCUUGUGAGGAUGAGGUGCUAAGUGCCGUUCAUCUUAUAGUUACUUUUUACUAUAAGAUGUGAGCACACGGGACAA